AUGAACGUCACCAGUGUUACCUCUGAAGACGGUGUUAAAGAAUACGAAAAAAUUGUCGUGGAACCGGAAGAAGUAGAAUAUGUUGAGAUCGCUACUGAUGCUAAAGUAGUCGACUUGACACGUCAUCGAUUGAAGGAAAUCGGAGACUACUCCUGGCUCACCCAUGUUGAGCAGUUCUCUCUUCGUUGGAAUUUGCUCAAGAAGAUUGAGAAUCUGGAUUGUUUGACGACAUUGACCCAUCUCGAAUUCUAUGACAAUCAAAUUGAGAAAGUCGAGAAUUUGGAUGCUCUUGUCAACUUGGAAAUUCUGGAUUUGUCGUUCAAUCGAAUCUUGAAAAUCGAGAAUCUCGAGAAGCUGACAAAACUGAAGACGCUCUAUUUUGUUCAUAACAAGAUCUCAAAAAUCGAGGGAUUGGAGACGUUGACGGAGUUGGAGUAUCUCGAGUUGGGUGAUAAUCGAAUCGCCAAAAUUGAGAAUUUGGAGAAUAAUCUGAAAUUGGAUCGACUUUUCCUUGGCGCCAACCAGAUUAAAAUCAUUGAAAAUGUGGAUCAUCUGAAGAAUUUAACAGUGCUCAGUCUUCCAGCCAACGCGAUUACUGUAGUUGAUAAUAUUGCUGGUCUGACCAACUUGAAAGAAAUCUAUCUGGCUCAAAAUGGAAUCAAGUAUGUCUGUGGAAUCGACGAACAUCUUCCACUAGAAAUCCUUGACUUUAAUCAAAAUCGUCUGGAAAAAGUGGAGAAUAUUCAUCAGUUGACCACUCUUACUGACUUCUGGGCCAGAGGAAAUCAGCUCUCCGAUUGGAGCAUUCUUGAUGAACUCGUUCGACUUCCUCACCUCAAUUGCGUCUAUCUGGAUAACAAUCCGUUCUCCCAGGCGGAUACUUAUCGUGGAAAAGUUCUCCGCUUCCUUCCCCAAAUUGAUCGUCUGGAUGGAACUCAAUGUCGUGAGAAGUCUAUGCUCCGCCCUCCGAAAACUGAGAAGCAAACCACUGAUUUGGCUGAUGUCGAAUUCGAGAAAUCCAGUGGUGGAGAACAAGAGCCAGUCGAAUCAACUUGA
Molecule: messenger RNA, 1056 nt
Organism: Caenorhabditis briggsae
Lineage: Eukaryota; Metazoa; Nematoda; Chromadorea; Rhabditida; Rhabditidae
Exons: 5
Coding region: 1-1056 (351 amino acids)
Molecular function (GO): protein binding
Source: RefSeq, a predicted model, not a curated record